GCGACCAGCUAUUCUGCCCCCACCCCCACCUUCACCCCCCAAUAAUAGAAGGGGGGAAAACAAACAAAACGGGAGACAGCGCAGAAAAGCAAAACAAUAACAAACAAACAAAAACCCCUAAACAACCACCAAAAAAGAGGAUCAGGUUUUUAAUUUUUUUUUAUUAGUUUAGUCUGGGUAAAAAGGGGGACGGGAGGGAAAAAGUAUUUUUCCCGUUGCUUAUUUUUUUUGUGUGUUUCCAUUCUCAACUGCCUUGGACAGUGGGGAGAACCCCCCCCCCAUCCUUUCGUUGCUUAACUAGGUUUAUUUUUCCUCCUUUCUUCAUAAACUACAAAAGAGCAAGACUUGCUUUGUAAACAAAUCAAUGAUAUUUGCUUUGGGUUGGAAAAACCUCUUUUGGGGGAGAGAGAGGAUGUCUCGCCGCAAGCAAGCGAAACCGAGAUCACUCAAAGACCCCAACUGUAAAUUAGAAGACAAGACAGAAGAUGGAGAUGCAUUAGAUUGUAAGAAAAGGCCAGAAGAUGGGGAGGAGUUAGAGGAAGAAGCUGUGCACAGCUGUGACAGCUGCCUCCAGGUGUUUGAGUCGCUGAGCGAUAUCACAGAACACAAGAUUAAUCAAUGUCAACUGACAGAUGGAGUGGAUGUGGAAGAUGACCCUACCUGUUCUUGGCCGGCAUCGUCACCUUCUAGCAAGGACCAGACUUCCCCGAGCCAUGGAGAAGGUUGUGAUUUUGGAGAAGAAGAAGGUGGCCCAGGACUACCCUACCCAUGCCAGUUUUGUGACAAGUCCUUCAGUCGCCUCAGCUACUUAAAACACCAUGAGCAGAGUCAUAGUGACAAGCUGCCUUUUAAGUGUACCUAUUGUAGUAGACUAUUUAAACAUAAGCGGAGCAGAGACCGCCAUAUAAAACUCCACACAGGAGACAAGAAGUAUCAUUGUAGUGAGUGUGAUGCAGCCUUCUCUAGAAGUGAUCACCUGAAAAUUCACUUAAAGACUCACACGUCCAACAAGCCAUAUAAGUGUGCCAUUUGUCGACGUGGGUUCCUAUCCUCCAGUUCGCUACAUGGUCACAUGCAGGUCCACGAGAGGAAUAAAGAUGGUUCUCAGCCAGGCUCUAGGAUGGAGGACUGGAAAAUGAAGGACACCCAAAAAUGUAGUCAGUGUGAGGAAGGCUUUGACUUUCCCGAGGAUCUCCAGAAGCACAUCGCGGAGUGCCACCCCGAGUGCUCCCCGAACGAGGAUAGGGCUGCCCUGCAGUGUGUUUACUGCCACGAACUGUUUGUAGAGGAGACUUCGCUUCUGAACCACAUGGAACAGGUGCACAGUGGGGAGAAGAAGAACUCAUGCAGUAUUUGCUCGGAGAGCUUUCAUACAGUGGAAGAAUUGUAUAGUCACAUGGAUAGUCACCAGCAGCCUGAGUCGUGUAACCACAGCAAUAGCCCUUCUUUGGUCACUGUUGGGUACACCUCGGUAUCUAGCACCACCCCAGAUUCUAACCUCUCAGUGGACAGUUCUACUAUGGUAGAAGCAGCUCCUCCCCUCCCAAAGAGCCGGGGGAGGAAGCGGGCUGCCCAACAAGCCUCUGACAUUACUGGCCCCUCCAGUAAGCAGGCAAAAGUCACCUACAGCUGCAUCUACUGCAAUAAACAGUUAUUUUCAAGUCUUGCGGUACUGCAGAUUCACCUAAAAACUAUGCAUUUAGAUAAACCUGAGCAGGCUCAUAUUUGUCAGUAUUGCUUAGAAGUGUUACCCUCACUUUACAACCUGAAUGAACAUCUUAAACAAGUCCAUGAAGCUCAGGACCCAGCUCUGAUUGUUUCAGCCAUGCCUGCCAUGGUCUACCAGUGCAACUUCUGUUCUGAAGUUUUUAAUGACCUCAAUACUCUCCAAGAACAUAUUCGAUGUUCUCAUGGAUUUGCAAAUCCCGCUGCUAAGGAUAGUAAUGCAUUCUUUUGUCCUCAUUGCUAUAUGGGGUUUCUCACGGAUUCUUCCUUAGAAGAGCACAUAAGACAGGUCCAUUGUGACCUUAGCAGUUCUCGUUUUGGCUCCCCGGUGCUUGGAACGCCCAAAGAUCCUGUAGUAGAAGUGUAUUCUUGUUCCUACUGUACAAAUUCUCCAAUAUUCAACAGUGUUCUCAAAUUGAACAAGCAUAUUAAAGAAAACCAUAAGAACAUUCCUUUGGCACUGAAUUAUAUUCACAAUGGAAAAAAAUCCAGAGCCCUGAGCCCACUCUCUCCUGUGACGAUAGAACAGACAUCUUUAAAGAUGAUGCAGGCAGUAGGUGGGGCUCCUCAGCGGCCAACUGGGGAAUACAUUUGUAACCAGUGUGGGGCAAAAUACACUUCCCUGGACAGUUUUCAGACUCAUUUAAAAACUCAUCUUGACACCGUGUUGCCCAAAUUGACCUGUCCUCAGUGCAACAAGGAGUUUCCGAAUCAGGAAUCUCUGCUGAAGCACGUCACCAUCCAUUUCAUGAUCACCUCAACGUAUUAUAUCUGUGAAAGCUGUGACAAGCAGUUCACGUCUGUGGAUGACCUCCAGAAGCACCUGCUGGAUAUGCACACCUUUGUCUUCUUCCGUUGCACCCUUUGCCAAGAGGUUUUUGACUCCAAAGUGUCCAUUCAGCUUCAUUUGGCUGUGAAACACAGCAAUGAAAAAAAAGUCUACAGGUGUACAUCCUGCAACUGGGACUUCCGCAACGAGACCGACCUCCAACUCCAUGUCAAACACAACCACCUGGAGAACCAAGGGAAGGUGCACAAGUGUAUUUUCUGCGGAGAGUCUUUUGGGACCGAGGUGGAGCUCCAGUGCCACAUCACGACCCACAGUAAGAAGUACAAUUGCAAGUUUUGCAGCAAAGCGUUCCACGCUAUCAUUUUGUUAGAGAAGCACUUGAGGGAAAAGCAUUGUGUCUUUGAAACAAAAACUCCCAACUGUGGAACCAAUGGAGCUUCUGAACAGGUGCAGAAAGAGGAGGUAGAACUCCAGACUCUGUUGACCAACAGUCAGGAGUCCCACAACAGCCAUGAUGGGAGCGAAGAGGACGUGGACACAUCUGAGCCCAUGUACGGCUGUGAUAUUUGCGGUGCUGCCUACACCAUGGAGACUCUGCUGCAGAAUCACCAGCUUCGGGACCACAACAUCAGACCUGGCGAAAGUGCCAUAGUGAAGAAAAAAGCAGAGCUCAUUAAAGGGAAUUACAAGUGCAACGUCUGCUCUCGAACAUUCUUCUCGGAGAACGGACUCCGUGAACAUAUGCAGACUCACUUGGGGCCGGUGAAACACUACAUGUGCCCUAUCUGUGGAGAGCGGUUCCCUUCCCUUCUGACUCUUACCGAACACAAAGUGACACAUAGUAAGAGCCUGGAUACUGGAAACUGCCGCAUUUGCAAGAUGCCCCUCCAAAGUGAGGAGGAAUUUUUAGAGCAUUGCCAAAUGCACCCUGAUCUGAGAAAUUCCUUGACGGGAUUUCGUUGUGUAGUGUGCAUGCAGACAGUGACCUCCACCUUGGAACUCAAAAUCCAUGGGACAUUCCACAUGCAAAAAACAGGGAAUGGGUCGGCAGUCCAAACCACAGGGCGUGCUCAGCAUCUCCAAAAACUGUACAAGUGUGCUUCUUGCCUAAAGGAAUUCCGCUCAAAGCAAGAUCUAGUGAAGCUUGAUAUCAAUGGUCUGCCAUACGGUCUAUGUGCUGGCUGCGUGAACCUCAGUAAGAGUGGCAGCCCAAACAUCAGCAUUCCUUCCAGCAGUAGUAGACCAGGCUUGGGCCAGAAUGAGAACUUAGGCUCCAUUGAGAGUAAAGGCAAGGCAGGGGGACUGAAGACUCGUUGCUCUAGUUGCAAUGUUAAAUUUGAAUCUGAAAGUGAACUUCAGAAUCACAUCCAGUCCAUCCACAGAGAGCUCGUUCCAGAUAGCAACAAUACGCAGUUGAAAACACCCCAAGUGUCGCCAAUGCCCAGAAUCAGUCCUUCCCAGUCGGAUGAGAAGAAGACCUAUCAAUGCAUCAAGUGUCAGAUGGUUUUCUACAAUGAAUGGGAUAUUCAGGUUCAUGUUGCAAAUCACAUGAUUGUACUCGAAGGUAGCUAUACCUGUACUUCCACCAGUGCCGGAAGUCCCAGACGUGGGGGCAUUAAUAAUGAAGGACUGAACCACGAGUGCAAACUCUGCAAUCAGACCUUUGAUUCCCCUGCCAAGCUUCAGUGCCACCUGAUAGAACACAGCUUUGAAGGGAUGGGAGGCACCUUUAAGUGUCCAGUCUGCUUUACAGUGUUUGUUCAAGCAAAUAAGUUGCAGCAGCAUAUUUUCUCAGCCCAUGGACAAGAAGACAAGAUCUAUGACUGCACACAAUGUCCACAGAAGUUUUUCUUCCAAACAGAGCUGCAGAACCAUACAAUGACCCAACACAGCAGUUAGUGCAAGGCCUGUCUCUUGAGGACAAUUUCUUUUGUGGCACAAAAAGGGAACAUGUUUUACUCUUUGCACGAAACUUUCAUUGUUAAUGUAUAUUAUUCAGAAACCUUGUAUUGUACCAUAAGACUUGUAUUAUCAAAACUGUUGGAUGUUCAUGUGUUUGAACUUUUGAGUACCGGAUAGACUUGUAUAUAAAGUGUUGCCCAUGUAUUAUGUUGUCUGAUACUAAAAUGGUCUUAUAAAGACGAGUGGACUUGGGCCCUAUUCAAGCAAGAUUUAAAAAAAAAAAAAAGCAAGCCAAAAGGCUUAAGUGAAAGUGUGGCUUUCAAGGAAGAGGAAUCAAAAACAACUGAGUUUCUACAUCGCAGCUAUGUUUUGGCUUCCUUUUCUGUAUACUUAAGUCUGGAAUCUCUCUCUCUUUUUGGUAUUUCAACCGUUGAACCCAAGACUAUUUUUUAUUGCUGAAGAUUCUUGCAAACCGUGAAGAGACUUUCUCACAGAGCAGAACCCACAACUGAAUAAGGCCCAUAUAUAUAUAUUUGUAAGCCUUGCGAUAUGACAGAUAGCAUUAUCAUAUAUGCAAUAGUUGUUAUGUAGAUUGUCAAAGAAACUUUUUUUUUUCCUGGAUACUAUUUGAAGCUUUGAGUGUUCAAAUUUUUCCUUAAAAAUUUCACACAGCCAAAUUCUUGAAUCAGUUGAACUAACCUGUAUGUUACUGUUAUUAAUGUUUACUCUGCGGUCUGAACCUGGAGAUUA
Messenger RNA from Dromiciops gliroides (monito del monte), 5167 nucleotides. RefSeq names its product zinc finger protein 521 (gene ZNF521). Gene Ontology annotation, cellular component: nucleus; chromosome. The coding region runs from base 365 to 4414 and encodes 1349 amino acids. Gene Ontology annotation, biological process: regulation of transcription by RNA polymerase II. Lineage: Eukaryota; Metazoa; Chordata; Mammalia; Microbiotheria; Microbiotheriidae. Gene Ontology annotation, molecular function: RNA polymerase II transcription regulatory region sequence-specific DNA binding; chromatin insulator sequence binding; DNA-binding transcription factor activity, RNA polymerase II-specific. The transcript is spliced from 9 exons. The record is from RefSeq and is a predicted model, not a curated record.